AUGAAGGUCUCCCUUUAUAUAUCCGCUCUCAUCACCGCACUCGCAACCCAGACAAGCGCCUACGACUGCUGGAAGAACACCGACGACGCCGGGCGCUGGGCGGACGUCAAGAAUCCCGCGGACCGCCUCGUCGACCUCUGCAAGCAGGGCAACGGCGAGCAUUGCUACCAAGCGGACAAGGGAAAGAUGGUCUGCUUACCUUCUAACCUUACAGUUGAUCCGGCCAACGUCGUGCAAGCGCUUGUCAACACGCUGGUGGACGUCUUCGAUGCGACGAGAGAUCUGUACCAGACCCUCAAGUCGAAGCAGAGGAGGGACUAUGAGCAGAAUUUGAGGUCACGUGGCUACAGGCGGAGCAUCGACUACGUGGACGAUGGCCCAGACGGCGAGGAAGAGAUUGUCAUGGACAAGGCGGCGGUCCGGAGGGUGUUCGAUAAUGGGCUUCAGGAUGUUGGCUCGCAGUUCGCUCUAGGAGAUGUCAUCUCGCAAGCUGGGCUACAGUCGCAGAUUAUCACUUUGCAGUCAGCCAUCAUCACGACGUUCCUCUACGGACCUACCUCGCCAGAGCCACUUUCGCACCAUCUCAAGACCUUACUCGAAGCUUCACGAGAGGCAGGGACAACCGCCGUCGACAUACUGACCGCGCAACUACAACGACAGAUCGCUGUCUUGCCGCCCACUCCGCGUUCGACAGCGAGGUCUCGCGCGGGGAGCAUGAAAGCACCUCCAUAUCCUGUAACUGCCACAAGCUCAGCAUCGACAGCGCUGAUCAAGUCGCGACAUGACCCGCCAGAAGAUUACCUGCGCUCAGUACAUCCCGCAAAGACCACCAUCCUCAGCAGACCUCCCGUACCGAGAACCGACACAGAGUCAACAGCUUACUCGGGCCCCACCGCUUACGGCACAGAGACCACCCUCCACUCCAACUUCUGUCUUUAUGCUCUCGACCUCCAGAGACACGCUUCGCAGCCUCUCGCGUCGAGCAUCACCUCUGACCCCUCGCCUUUCUGCCCAUACUGCAAGCGCUCACUGCACCUCUCGCCUGGAAGGUCAUGGGAGAUAUUCAAAGACGACGGCGUCCGCGAACGCUGCUUCCACGUGCAGAACCGCUUCGUCGUGAAGUGCCACCGCGAAGGCGUCGACGGCGGCUACUCGUGCGUGCUGUGCGCGCAGAGCGACAGCCACGAGACGGUCUGCGGCGACGUGAAAGCGCUGGUCAAGCACGUGUGGCAGGACCACGAUAUCGGCGAGCUGGAGGCCGAACUGGAUGUUGCUGAGCUUGUGGAGAAGAUGCCGGAGAGGAGGAGCGAUAGCGUGAUGGCGCCGAGUAGUCGGCGGAGCUUCAGUCUUGGACCGAGUAGGGGGGGAAGGCGCAGGCUGGAGAGGGAGGUGGAGACGUUGGAGAUUCGUGCGCCGAGGAGGGAUAGUGCGCCGAGGAGAGAUAGAGAUUGA
Messenger RNA from Didymosphaeria variabile, 1452 nucleotides. RefSeq lists its product as uncharacterized. The record is from RefSeq and is a predicted model, not a curated record. Lineage: Eukaryota; Fungi; Ascomycota; Dothideomycetes; Pleosporales; Didymosphaeriaceae. The transcript has 4 exons. Bases 1 to 1452 code for a protein of 483 amino acids.